GGCGAUUCGCUCGCGCGCACCGGGUGUUCCAAGAUGCGCUUUUGCUGUUUUGUUAUGCUAAUCAUUGGAACUUAUUGGUUAUUUUAUAUUUUUCCAAUUAAUACCAAAAAUGUUCCAGUGUACUAACAUGGUACUAUUCUAAAUUUGUUUGGCUAUGGUAAUACUACGCAACUGACGCAACGAGCCACUUGCCAUGUCUUGCGCUGUAGUUGUCGCGUGUUGUCGUUCGUAGUUGACAUGGUAGUUGACCACGGUUGACAAGUUGUUCCUUUAUUCUAUGGGUUGACCAUGAAAUAAUUCAAGUACUGAAGUGGGAGUACCUGCGCCGUUCCUGUUCCCUUGAACGUCGUGAAUAUAACAUUGGAGAAAAACCCACGCAAGCGCUUCACCAUUUCAAAGCGUACUGUGUGAAACGCCGCAAGUAUUGUUAAAAAUGCGUUUCUGAAGUUUUCAUGAGGUCUUCGGCACUGCCAUCGUAUCAUCACCGUGUGUGCAUCACUGUGCAAAGAGUGGUCUUUGAGUGACUAGCGUGUGAAGCAGUGCAAUGAGUGAUAAAGACACUCAUCUUGAAGAAUGGGAAGCGCCCGACAAGUCAUUUCGCAAAAUAAUUGUAAAGGCCGGGCACAUUGGAAAGAAGCCUUUGCAUGAGUCGUCUUGUCGCUGUAAUGUUUUAUCGGACGAGGAAGGAAUUGUUGGUCUUGGAAGUGGCGUUCGGACUAAAACCUUAGUCAUCGGGGAUGUUUCGAGCGAAGUGGAACUGAUCCUUGAAAAAUGCUUGAUGACAAUGAACACUGAAGAGGUUUGCGAUUUAUUAUUUACUCUUCCGCUAAGCAUCACAGUGCCGUACGUACCGAAAGCUGCCUACCUCCACUGUGGCAACCGGCCAGCGACAGACCGCAGCAACGUCUCACGCGCACAAGGGGACACUAUGAAAGACAGUAAUAAGGAAGCUGGUGACGUGUCGCAUAACAGAGGAGCACCACCAGAAAAGCCUGUUGUGACUCCUAAGAGCUACAGAGUUCGAAUAGAACUGGAAACGUUUAGCAAUGUUCCCCAUGUCUGCGAUAUGACUAGUGCAGACAAGUGGCGACAUGCAUGUGAACACAGGGAUAAGGGCAGUCAGUUAUUCUCUACAAAGCACUACAGGUGGGCCUUCAGACACUUUAGCUGGUCAUACAAGUAUGUAAUUUCAUUAGAACAUGAUAAUGUACCUGAUGAUGUGACCAGACAGCUAGAACUAGACAUCCAAGGUUUGAAACUAAAGUGUCUGCUGAACCUUGCAGCAUGUCAGCUACAGAAUUAUACCUACGAUCACGCCGUUGAAAAUUGCACGCUUGCCCUGGAGAUAGACCCAAACAAUGUCAAAGCCUUAUACCGACGUGGCACUGCACUAAUCCAAUUACAAGAGUACGAGCGAGCUAAAUGUGACCUUGAGCAGGCCAAGCAUUUGGACCCUAAGAAUACUGCUGUUGAUACACAGUUGGAGAUUGUUAAGGAGCGCACAUGCAAGCUAAACAGAUAUUUUGCUGUAGCCAUGAAGAAACUGUUUCAAUAAAGCUGCUUAAAUAAAUGCAAUUUACAGAAGCUUCUUUUAUCCCUGCAUACAGCUUAUAAUUGUGCAUUGCAGUGGCUAAAAAUGGUAGACGACCCUAAUCUUUGACUUAGGCAUCUAUUAGUGGCACUUGCAGCACGGUGUUGGUGUUCUUUAGGUUAAGCGACUGAACCAUAGAAUAAAGAACGUCUUUCCCCUGGCAAGGUGUAGGCCCCAGCGAGCGGCGCACGAAGCGCAUAUUAUGCGCCCUCUCCAGUGCCAACGUCAAAGCACGUAACGAGCGCACGCGCAGCUGUUGUGAGCAAGCGAGCAGGUGAGCGCUGGGAGAGAAGUGAGAGAGGAGGGAGUCGCAUAACAUCUGCUUUGCUAGGCAGAUGUUGUCUAUGCCAGAUUUCUAGGAAUUUUGCCAAAGUAGUGCUCAUAUGGCUGGUCUCUAAAAUCUAUGAUUCCGCAUUUUGAUUUAUUUUUAAUUUUGUUUCUGGUCAUCUUUGGAGGUGAACUGGAAGUGCUGCAAGGAAACAAGAAUGUCAAUCGCUGCUCGUGCCACUAAAAUUGUGAAGUUUGUUUUACACGUUGCCAUUUUACUUGCAAAUUUGCAUCUCCAAAUUGCAAGUGCGAAUUCUGCCCUUUUCUGCAAAAUCGCAUGUGCAAGUGGACUAAUAAUGUGGAUCGUUAGACACAUCACUGUGGCUGGCCUGCUCAGUUCUUGUUUUGACAGAGUAACAAAUUCAAACACAAAAGAACUUUUCAUGAAAAGUUCCUAGUUUGUUUUACUUUGUUUUUAACCAAAGCAGACUUAAUAAGCUUACGCAAUGUACUCUUCCACUAGGUGCUCAAGAAUGCCAAAAUUACAGCUGCCGUGAUCGGUGCACAUGAAAUGGGCAUUUGUGACAAAUGCAGUGUAAGAUCGCAGCAUGUGAAAUGGGCAUUAGUGCUUAGUGGUUAUGGUGUUGUGCUGCUGAGCACAAGGUCGCAGGUUUGAUUCCCGGUCGCAGUGGUGGCAUUCCGUUGUGGACGGAAUGCAAAAGCACUCGAGUGCUGUAUAAUGGGUGCACAUUAAAGAACCCCAGGCGGUCAUAAUUAAUCUGGCGCUCUCCACUAUGGCAUCUUUCAUAACCCAGUGUCCAGAGUUAAUUUUUAACAGACAUUAUUUAGUCCGUGGUUGGGUAAAUUUGUUUUGCCUCCCAACCAUUCUUUUCAUUUUUCCUCACAUUUCCCUGCACACUUAGUGAAAGCAGUCAGCAAUGAACACUGCAUACUCCCUUGCAUGAAGGUGUGUAGAAAGGUGCCAGUACCAUCAACAAGAAGUCGUGCUGCAAAGCCAGGCAACUACAUUUGCUAGGAGGAAACAUUUCCAGGCAAAAAGCAGCUCCUGGCUGACAUGCUGUCAAGAUCGUCGCCAGCUGCAGCUGGGGAUACCACUGGGUCCAGCGAGGAUGUAGAAGUCCACGCAACAAGCAUUGUCUCGGAUUUGAUACGACUUCCAUCAUGUGACUUCAUGCCCACGUUUCCCCCAGUCCGACGGCCUCGCCGAGAAACGUGUUCAAAUUGUAAAACGAAUUAUGAAAAAGACUAGGGAUUCGAAACAGGAUUUUUGGCUUGGGUUAUUAAGCUACCGUUCGUGCCCUCUCGAAAACGGUCGCUCACCGAGUGAACUCCUACAGGGAAGACGCCUACGCACAAGACUUCCGGACUUCAGCCAACGCUCAAGUAUUCACGUGACUAAACAUAAGCAGUCCGAAGCUCGGGGCCGAUGCCUACCAGCACUCCAGAAAGGCGAUGUCGUAAGGAUCAAGGACAAGUCAUAGACUCGCAAGGCACAGGUGCUAGGGCCAGCCGCACCAAGGUCAUAUGAGGUAGCUACGGAAGAUGGCAGAAAGUCACGACGCAACCGGCGACACUUGCCGAGGACGUGCGAGAAGUAUCGUAAAAAACCAUUGAAAAGUGAGCUCUCGUCGAGUGACGAUAGUGAUGGUGCCACCGAGCUAGAAUUUCCCCAGUGCGUACGCAACGAGGAAAAUCGAAAUCACACACCAGCUUUAGGGCAGAGUGCGCAGGCUGAUAGCCAGGAUUAUCAGAGCCAGGAUGGUUCUCAGAAUUUCAUUCCUCAUCCAGUCCUACGCAGAUCAGCGCGGCAGACACGACCUCCUGACCGACUAUGCUACGAUAGUAACUUUAAUCAAGUAGCAUAAACUGUUAUGUGUCCAUAAGGAGAUGUAUCAUGCAAGGCUCACCUGCCAUGCGAGCGCAUGCUCUGCUACCACUAUGCGAAUGAGCUACAGAUAAAGACUACACGUGCUUAUCAUGCAGGGUACUAUGUAUACCUACCUCGUCUUGUUAAUAAAGGUUCUUUGUUGCUGACUUA
This is a messenger RNA of Dermacentor andersoni, 3917 nucleotides long. Lineage: Eukaryota; Metazoa; Arthropoda; Arachnida; Ixodida; Ixodidae. The record is from RefSeq and is a predicted model, not a curated record.